AAAAGAAGAUUCUCUUCUAUCACCCGAACGAAGUAGAAAAGAAUGAAAAAAUUAGAAAUGUGGGACUAUGUGAAGCUAUAGUACAAUUCACAAGGACAUUUAGUCCAACAAAACCUGCAAAAUCCCUACAUACACAGAAGAAUAGACAAUUCUUCCAUGAACCUGAAGAAAACUUCUGGAUGGUCAUGGUUGUACGGAAUCCCAUAAUAGAAAAACACAAAGAUGGAAAGCCAGUCUAUGAAUAUCAGGAAGAAGAAUUACUGGACAAGGUCUAUAGUUCUGUCCUACAGCAGUGCUACAGCAUGUACAAGCUUUUCAAUGGCACAUUCCUGAAAGCCAUGGAAGAUGGAGGUGUAAAAGUUCUAAAGGAGAGACUAGAGAAAUUCUUCCAUCGGUACUUGCAGACACUGCAUUUACAGUCUUGCGAUCUGCUGGAUGUGUUUUGUGGGAUCAGCUUCUUUCCACUGGAUAAAAUGACUUACUUGAAAAUUCAGUCAUUUAUUAAUAGGAUGGAAGAAAGCCUGAACAUAGUCAAGUAUACUGCAUUUCUCUACAAUGAUCAGCUUAUCUGGAGUGGACUGGAACAAGAUGACAUGAGAAUUUUGUACAAAUAUCUCACGACAUCUCUCUUUCCACGGCACAUGGAGCCUGAGUUAGCGGGAAGAGAUUCUCCUAUACGUGCUGAAAUGCCAGGAAAUCUACAACACUAUGGAAGGUUUCUUACUGGACCUUUAAAUCUUAAUGAUCCGGAAGCAAAAUGCCGUUUCCCCAAAAUAUUUGUUAACACUGAUGACACUUACGAAGAGCUUCACUUAAUUGUUUAUAAGGCCAUGAGUGCAGCUGUCUGCUUUAUGAUUGAUGCUUCAAUUCCACCUACGCUGGAGUUUUGCCGUAAACUGGACAGCAUUGUUGGGCCUCAACUCACCGUCUUAGCCUCAGACAUAUGUGAACAAUACAACAUCAACAAGAGAAUAUCAGGGGCUGAGAAGGAGCCUCAGUUUAAGUUUAUCUAUUUCAAUCACAUGAACCUGGCAGAGAAAAGUACCAUUCACAUGAGGAAAACACCCAGUGUAUCACUUGCAUCUGUUCACCCUGACCUCAUGAAGAUUCUCGGUGACAUCAACAGUGACUUCUCCAGAGUUGAUGAAGACGAGGAAAUUAUUGUGAAGGCAAUGAGUGAUUACUGGGUAGUUGGGAAAAAGUCUGACCAGCGAGAACUGUAUGUUAUUUUGAAUCAAAAAAAUGCAAAUCUGAUUGAAGUUAAUGAAGAAGUGAAGAAACUUUGUGCAACACAGUUUAAUAAUAUUUUCUUCUUGGAUUGAUCUGCAAAGGGCUGAUUUAUUGAAGAUGUCAAUGUCAGACACUUGUUCAACACGAAAAGUUAUUAGUCAUAUUAUUGACUGGAAUAAUGACAAUAGUAAAGCAAUACUUGCUUUGUAAGAAUCAAAAUUUAUACUAAAAUCUGUAAACUCUGAUCAUAAAAUUUUUAGAUUUUAAAAAUGUUUAUGUGCAAACUAAUUAAAAACCAGUCCAAAUUCAUCUGUACCAUUCCAUUCCAAUAUCGUUAUGUGAAUAUUUUACUGGAAAAUAAAAUUAAUAAUUGUUACACUUUUAA
Messenger RNA from Balearica regulorum gibbericeps (East African grey crowned-crane), 1615 nucleotides. Lineage: Eukaryota; Metazoa; Chordata; Aves; Gruiformes; Gruidae. The record is from RefSeq and is a predicted model, not a curated record.